GUCUCACGUUGAGGUAAGAAAAUUUACACGCAGUUAAUCGGAUGCUGUAGCGAAAGGCGCGUGCUGCUUAAUCAAAUCACAGCUGAAAAAGGCCCGAGCUGCUGGAAGAGCUCCACCAUUCCCAUUUGUUUUAUCUUCAGACUUCAGAAGUGCGCAGUUUAACAGACCGCUGCUCAUCAUGGCUGUCGACGGAUGUGGACUCGUGUGCAAAUAUAUUCUCAUCCUUUUCAACAUCAUCUUUGCUGUGGUUGGGUUGGCGUUUUUGGGUCUCGGCUUAUGGCUCAGAUUUGGGCAAGACACCAGAGGGAUCUUUGAUAUCGACGCGCUCAACUCCAGCGCUUUCGUCAUAGGUGUGACUGUACUGAUCAUUCUCGGUUCAAUCAUGCUGAUUGUGGUGGUGUUCGGAGACUACGGCGCCUGCAAUGAGAAAAAAUGUGCCCUGCAAGUGUUCUCCGUCCUGCUCUUCUUUCUGGCUGUGGCUGAGUUUGUCAUCGGAGGACUUGCUUAUUCCAACAGCGACACGGUUGGACUGAAACUAGGAGAGUUUUACACAACUUUAUACACCCUCUAUGUGAAUAGCCAAGAUCCAGCAAUUGGUGUCACACUCGCAUUCAUCCACAACUCUCUGCACUGCUGUGGAAUGACCGGAGUGGCGCUUGUUGAGCUGGUGAAGCAGACCUGUCCUAAACCAGACGGUUUCAUGGAGCACCUCGUCAUGCCUAACUGUCCCGCUACCAUCGUCACCGUCUUCGACAGCCGGGCGCCGCUGGUGAUGGGCAUCUUCGUCGGAACUGGAGCUCUUCUGAUCGUAGCUCUGAUUUGCAGCGGAGUGCUCAGUUCACAGAUUCGCCAGGCCUCCUCAUCUCCUCAGUACAUUAUCCUGAACUCCAGCACCCCCUCCCUGGCUGCCCCUCAGCCGUACCCUCAGCAUGUCACCGCCUCCAACAACUCCUUCCCCAACCAGGACCCCGUCGUCUUCACGCCCCUCUCUGUGGUCAACAUCCCUGUGGCUCAGGCUUAGGAGGCUUCUCGACAGAUUCCAUUCUCGCUGUUGUGGAUUUGUGUUGUUCCACAGGGUCUUGACGUGACAAACCCUUUGCUUCACUCGGCAUGAUCACGCUUGAGCUUCACACUUUGUAGAAGGAAAAAAAUCCCCUCCUCAGAUAUCUAAACCGUACUUUUGGGAAGAUCAUUCUCCUAGAAAUUGGGACAAGCAACUGUUCUGAUGCAAUCGUUGGGUUUUUAUUGGUCAGAAGUUUGCACACCCCCAGCACGGACAUGAAUUUCAUGAUAAUUAAAACUAACGGUAACACUUUGACGUGGUGUGCACAAGACUGACAACAUCUGCAUUGAACAUGAAGGAAUCUUUAUGAAUGUCUGACUUUUGUCAUGAAGUGUUAUUCGGUAAAUAAUGACACUUUUAAUGUAAAGUUGCUGUAAAAGUUGCAUUAAAAAGUCCAUAAUGUCCAUUAGAAGUUCCAACUUUGUAUUAUUUGGUAAAUAAUGACACUUUAAUGCAAAGUUGGCACUUUUAAUGGACUUUAGUGCGAUGUUUAGAGCAACUGUGCAUUGUCUUUAUUUACCAAAUGACAUCAGUCAGACAUUCAUAAAGACUCCAUGUUUAUAACCGGUGUUAUGUCAGCCUUAUGCACACCCCGAGAAAAUAAAGUGUUGCCAAACUAAAUGUGUUAUUUUUCAGGAAUGGCUACAACAUAGAACUUCUCUAUUGUUUCAAAAACAAUAACUGAAUGAACAAGUUGUUAUUUAUCAGAGCUAUUUCAGGGUCAAAAUUACAUGGACAUCAACUUAAACAUUGUUGGUUUUCUAUUAGUCGGCAAAAGAAGGUCAACAUUAAGAUACUGUUGAAGGUUAUGGACUAAAAAACAAAUUUGUGCCAGGAAAUCUAAGUCAUUUCUGAUUAGAAAAGUUGUCAAAAUAUUCAGACAUUUAUGGCCGUGACAAUUGACUGGAUGCAAACUUCUGACCAGAACCACGUUUGUCAACCACCAAGUAGAAACAAAUGAUUUCCGUUCCACUAAUUGGAGCAACGCUCACUGUUAAUUCUCCCACUCAGUCUUGUUCUCACCUUCUUUAAUCUAACAGAUGUUGAUGUAACAGGCUUGGAUUUUUGUCCAUCAAAUGUUUUCUUAGACAAACUCAUUUUCUGACUUCACAGAUGCUUUUUGUGUGUGUGUGUGUGGGGUUUGUGUGUAAAUCUUCCAGGUGGCUGGUUUAAAUUUGUGAAAACGUGGUAGAGGUGGGAGCGGGACAUUCUGGUGUUUUCAAGCAUGAAUGUAGGAGCCUGGCACUAAAAUCCAUCCUGAACGAUCAGAUCUCCGUUAGCCGCUGUGAAUGUACGCUGACCUCGGGACUAAUCCGUUACCCGAUUCGGCGUUUCGGUUGGACGUCAGUGCCAGGUGUGCGCAGGGCGUCUCUUUCCCCUUCGCUGUUCUUUACUUCCCUCCUUCUUUGUCUGCAUGACAGAUCACUGCCCUGGUCUGCGCCGUUGUCCUCCUGCAACAGGUCAAGAAAGUGCACCAGGACGUCACCGCUUACUAUUCGUCUGUGUACUAAGUCG
Poecilia reticulata (guppy) is the source of this 2578-nucleotide messenger RNA. RefSeq names its product CD9 antigen-like. Gene Ontology annotation, cellular component: plasma membrane. NCBI's taxonomy places the organism in Eukaryota, Metazoa, Chordata, Actinopteri, Cyprinodontiformes, Poeciliidae. The record is from RefSeq and is a predicted model, not a curated record.